Messenger RNA from Rhipicephalus microplus (southern cattle tick), 1005 nucleotides. RefSeq lists its product as uncharacterized. The record is from RefSeq and is a predicted model, not a curated record. Lineage: Eukaryota; Metazoa; Arthropoda; Arachnida; Ixodida; Ixodidae.
AUGAACGCCUGGGUCCUCAUUGCUGCCUGCUGCGCACUAAGCGGCGUGCACGGCCAGUUAGAUGCCGUCCGUGGCGGCCACUUUGCCCCGGCGCUGGCACUUUCGCCCGCUGCAGGCUUUGCCGGCGCCGCCUACCCGUACGCUGCCGGCGCUGCUGAGGCCGCGCUAAGUGCGGGCGCCGGGGCCCCGCAGCUGACGCUAGCUCCGGCUCCGGCACUGUUCGGGCACGCCCACCAGCAGCAGCAAUUCGCCGCGGCACCUGCUUUUUCACCAGCCUUUCUGGGCGCUGGAUACGGCGCCCAGCCGCCACCUCAGCUGAUCGUGAGCCCCUUAGUGCACCAGGAGGGCGUGGCGGGACUAAUGCCCGCCGGCGCACCCAACUUCGUCCGCACCACCGUGACUCAGCAGUACGCCAACGGCGGCAGCUCCCACGUGACCCGGUACCAACCAACGACGUACCAACUAGGAGGCGGGAACGCCGGCGCUGCCACGUCCGGACUGACGUCCACGAACCAGUUCCAGGCGACGCAGCUGCAGGCGGCGCCCGGUUCCCCAAGCGCGCUGUACCGCGAGUCCAAACAGCUGCCUUCUCUCAGCUCGCUGAGUCAAGUGCAGGCGGCUGGCGCGCCUGCUGGCGGUGCUGUCACCUACCAGGAGGUCGGCCAGACGACGCUAGGCGCCCUGCAAGGCUACGGUGGUGCAGGGACUGCAGGCGUUUUCUCCGGAGACGGCGCUGCGGCAGCGUACCCGGUGGCCAGGACAGCCGGCUACGGAGCCGGACUGCGGGCCUACUAGAAAUGCGAUCCGCCUCUGCCAAAGAAACGUGAAGAGGGCUGUUUACGGCAGUUAUUUAUUGACCACAGACAGAGAAUGCACCAACCAACAACACCUCACAUCGACAUUUGGACGCAGCUACGCGUGAGAACUGGCGCUGGGCUGCUGUGGCAGCUGCUGCGUAACCAUUAUUGUGUGAAGAUACACAAUAAACUUCACAUUCUCGCGACA